Medioppia subpectinata is the source of this 1488-nucleotide messenger RNA. The record is from the annotation of a GenBank genome assembly. Lineage: Eukaryota; Metazoa; Arthropoda; Arachnida; Sarcoptiformes; Oppiidae.
UUCUACUGCGAGUGUCCGCCGGGAAAGACGGGACUCCUGUGCCAUCUGGACGACGCGUGCGCCUCCAACCCGUGUCACGCCGGCGCCAUCUGCGACACCUCCCCAAUCGACGGCACGUACAUGUGUUCGUGUCCGCUCGGCUUCAAGGGCGUGGACUGCACUCAAGACGUGGACGAGUGCCGCGAGAGUGGCUCCCCCUGCGAGCACGGCGGCACGUGCGUCAACACUCCGGGCUCGUUCCGCUGCGACUGCGCCGUGGGGUUCGCGGGGCCGCGCUGUGAGGUGAACAUCAACGAGUGCGACUCCAACCCCUGUCUCAACGACGGCACGUGUCUCGACGAGCGCGGCUCCUACCGCUGCGUGUGCAUGCCAGGCUAUUCGGGCAUUCACUGCGAGCAGGACGUGGACGAGUGCCAAUCGAACCCCUGCCUCAGUGGCGCCCUCUGCACGGACCUCAUCAACGGCUUCCGCUGUCUUUGUCCGCAAGGCUUCGAAGGCCAGCGCUGCGAACGCAACCUCGACCACUGCUUCAACAACCCGUGUCUGAACGGCGGCUCCUGUCAAGACCACGGCAACGGCCACUCCUGCGCGUGCGUCAAGGGCUUCUCGGGCAAGAACUGCGAACUCAACGUGAACGACUGCGAGUCCUCGCCCUGCCACAGGGGGCGCUGUCAGGACGGCGUGAAUGGCUUCCAGUGCGUGUGCGACGCCGGCUUCACUGGCCUGCUCUGCCAAUCACAACUCGACGAGUGUCUCUCCCAGCCGUGUCUCAAUGGCGGCCUCUGUCGCGAUCACGUGAACGGCUUCUCGUGCGAGUGUCCACUCGGCACCACCGGCAACCACUGCGAGUACAACGUGAACGAGUGCUGGAGCAAUCCCUGUCGACACGGCGGCACCUGUCGCGACCUCAUCGGCCACUACGAGUGCCAGUGCCCGCCCGGCUUCGGCGGCAGCGUCUGCGAAGUGGACCUGGACGAGUGCGCGUCCAAUCCCUGCGCGAACGGCGGCUCCUGCAUCGACAGGGCGAACGGCUUCAAGUGCGUGUGUCCCAAGGGUUUCUAUGGCAACCGGUGUUUGUCUGACGUGGACGAGUGCGCGUCCAACCCGUGCCUCAAUGGCGGCACGUGCGACGACGAGGUGGGGCGCUACGUGUGCCACUGCCCUAAGGGCUUCUCUGGCGCGCGCUGCGACGUGGAGGUGAAUGAGUGCGAUUCGAACCCGUGUCAGAACUCCGGCCAAUGUCUGGACUUGAAGUCCGGCUUUCAAUGCGUUUGUCAGAAAGGCUUUUCGGGAAUCCUGUGUCAAUCCAAUGACAACGACUGCCAAUCGGAUCCGUGUCUCAACGGCGGCGCAUGCGUCGAUCUGGUCGGCCGCUACCACUGCCGCUGCGCGCCCGGCUUCUUCGGCCACAACUGCGAGCGCGACGUCGACGAGUGCGCGUCCAACCCGUGCGCGAACGGCGGCUCCUGCAUCGACCGCGCCAACGGC